This is a messenger RNA of Anopheles aquasalis, 4332 nucleotides long. Its product is annotated as NADPH-dependent diflavin oxidoreductase 1. Gene Ontology annotation, molecular function: FMN binding; nucleoside transmembrane transporter activity; flavin adenine dinucleotide binding. The record is from RefSeq and is a predicted model, not a curated record. Gene Ontology annotation, cellular component: cytosol; membrane. NCBI's taxonomy places the organism in Eukaryota, Metazoa, Arthropoda, Insecta, Diptera, Culicidae. Gene Ontology annotation, biological process: nucleoside transmembrane transport.
UGAACAAGCGGUGCUCGGCGUAACAAAGCGAUUGCCAGUGUCCCCUGUGGUCCCCUGAUCCUAUCCGUGGUCGCCCCGCUAAAAUGCUGGAACGAAAGCUAACCAUCCUGUACGGCAGCCAGUCGGGGACGGCGCAGGACCUGGCGGAGCAGAUCUGGCGUGAAUCGAAAAUGUACCACUUCCGCGGAAACGUCCUUCCGAUGGACGAGUACGACGUAUCGGAGCUGAUCAGCGAACGAUUCGUGGUCUGUGUUUGUUCCACCUACGGUCAGGGCGAGGAGCCCGACAACAUGAAGCGAUUCUGGAAGUUCCUUUUGCGCAAAAGUCUGCCGACGGAUUCCCUGCGCCAGGUACAUUUCGGUGUGCUGGGAUUGGGCGAUUCGCGCUAUCCAAAGUUCAACUACGUCGCUAAGAAGCUACACAAGCGGUUGGUGCAGCUCGGUGGCACCUCACUGCUGCCCGUCGGACUCUGUGACGAUCAACAUGAUCUCGGAUACGGGGCCGUGUUUCUGCCAUGGAUCAGCCAACUAUGGGAAGAACUGGGCCGGAUCGUUCCCCUACCCGCUGGAUUAUACAAACUGAACGAAAGCCCCCGAGAGUACCGCUGGGCGGUGGACAUCCUGUCGGCAACCGGUGACGAUCGGAUCGGAAGCUGGCCCACUCGUUACGAUCUGUACGCCGAGUUGCAGAUGCCGAACGGAUUUCAGACGAUGGUACGCGAGAAUCGACGUACCACGGCCCCGGACCACUUUCAGGAUGUACGGCUUGUAACGUUCGAAAAGAAUCCCUCAGUCGGAUGGUCCCCCGGAGAUGUUCUAUACGUACGACCCCGCAACUCGCCCGAAAGUUUGGACCGAUUGUUCGAACUAUUCCAGGAGCAUGGCAUCAAUCUGCAACGCGACACCGUGGUACACGUGAAAGCAAUCGAUUCUGAAAUGCCCGUUCCGACGAUAUUACGGAAACCACUUCCGCUCGGUGUUAUUGCCGAACAAUUCUGGGACCUCACGGCUAUACCGAGGGCACGAGCGUUUGCGGUUCUAGCCAAGUGCUGCGACAACGAACUGGAGCACGAAAAGCUGACGGAAUUCAGCAGCAUCGAGGGCCAGGAGGAAUUAUUUUCUUACGCCAACCGACCGAGACGAACCGUCGUGGAAGUGCUGCAGGAUUUCCCGCACGCAACGAGAGCCCUCUCGCUGGAGGCCAUGUUCGAGCUAUUUCAACCGAUUAAACCCAGAGCAUUUUCGAUAGCGUCCGCCGUCGCCAGCAACACGCUACAAAUUCUGGUCGCCAUCAUUGAAUACAAGACCAAGCUGAGUGUCCCUCGAAGGGGGCUGUGUUCGCACUGGUUGAAACGGUUAGCGCCGGGCGAUGUGAUCGGCGCAUGGGUGCGGAAGAGCACCUUCGAGCUACCGGCGGAUAAGACGAUUCCACUCGUGAUGAUUGGUCCCGGUACGGGGCUGGCACCGUUCCGAGGUAUUCUGCAGGAGCGUGAACUUUCCGAAACACCGACCGCGGGACCGUUGGUGCUGUUCUUUGGUUGUCGCAGUGCGACCGCCGACUUUCACUGCGAGGAAGAUCUCAAACGCAUGGAACAGAAUGGAAUGCUAAAGCUGUUUUGUGCCUUUUCACGCGAUCAGCCAGACAAAGUGUACGUACAGCAUCUGAUACGGAAGGAAGGGUUGCUGCUUAAACGGCUGCUCAUUGAGCUCGGUGGCUGGGUGCUGGUUUCGGGAAGCUCCAAGAACAUGCCCGAAGCAGUGAAGGAAGCAUUAAUAGAAGCGAUCGGUGGUGAUGCAGGGUACAUCGAGGAGAUGGUGAAAAGCAAUCGGUAUCAGGAGGAAACUUGGACUGCCCGCAUCUCGGCGUCGAUCGUUGGCAUCUUUGUCGUCGCAGGCGUAAGCGAGAAUGUACUGUUUCGGAUGCCAGGCAACGGUAAAGGUGGCCGCAUCGACCGAAUCAUUUUUAAGCUCCCAGCAACCACUAUGGCGUCGUACGAUAAUCAGAACCUUCUUGCCGGAGGCCGUACAAACGGAAACAUUAGCGUGGUUAGCAGCAGCAGUAGAGGAGGAGGAGGAGGAGGAGCAAAUAGCAAUGUCGAAGCCGAAAAGUCGCCGUUUUUGGAAAAAUCAGAACCCGUUCGGCUUACGCCGGCCUGGGAAGAGAACAAUUUGCCAAACGAUGAGCUCAACUUCAAAGGGUUGACGAUGGAGCGGGCAAAGAUGCAGGUGAAUCCGCCACGCGAUAAAAUGAUGCUCGUAUUCAUAGUCCUCAUGAUACACGGCAUCGGUACCCUAAUGCCCUGGAAUAUGUUUAUCACUGCCAAAACUUAUUUUGUAGACUACAAGCUAGGUGAAAACUACACUGGAUCCACCGAAGGUUCGCAAUAUGGCACCUACUUUCUUUCGUCGCUAGGCUUUGCCGCUCAAAUUCCUAAUCUCAUCUUCAAUUGGCUCAACAUUUUCGUGAACCUUGGUGGUAAUCUGACUAAACGUAUAGUUUUAAGUAUAAUGGUAGAAGUACUAGCCUUCAUCGUGACCGUUAUCCUUGCAAUGAUGAACUCCUCCGAAUGGCCGGGCACUUUCUUCUGGAUCACGAUGACCACGGUUGUGAUAUUGAACAUGGCCAGUGGUAUUUAUCAGAACUCGGUGUACGGUAUGGCUGCUAAGCUACCGUUCAAGUACACAGGAGCCGUGGUAUUGGGAUCGAACGUCAGUGGUACGUUUACAUCAAUCAUUCUUCUGCUUAGCUCAGAGUUCAGUUCCUCGGCACGGACGGCCGCCAUCUAUUACUUCAUCACCGCCAUGUUCUUCCUGCUGUUAUGCUUCGAUACUUACUUUGCGCUACCGUUGAAUAAAUACUAUCGCUACCAUGAGCUGAUGAAGGAAAAGGAAAUGGAAACGAACCAACGAAUGAACCCUAGCCAACGGCCACCAUACUGGACCAUCUUCAAGCAGGCCUUUCCACAGCUGUUCAACGUAUUCUUCGUUUUCUUCGUGACGCUAUCCAUCUUUCCGGCGGUACACUCCGACGUUAAACGGGUGGAUAAUAAUUUCUUAGUGCCGGAAAAACAUUUCGCCGGCAUUUGUUGCUUUUUGACGUUCAACCUUUGCGCAAUGCUGGGUAGUUUGGCUACAUCUUGGGUGCAAUGGCCCAAACCUAAGUAUCUUGUGUGGCCGGUUGUGCUGCGUCUGGUCUUUCUGCCUUUGUUCCUGUUCUGUAACUACCAGCCACUCAACAUUACACGGGUGCUACCGGUGUAUAUCAGCAAUGACUGGGUGUUCUGGGGUCUCGGUAUCGUGAUGUCGUUCUCUUCUGGCUAUCUCAGCUCGCUCGGCAUGAUGUACGCUCCCCAAUCAGUUGAACCACGAUACGCGAUGACGGCUGGUAUGUUCGCUGCCGCCAUGCUCAUCACCGGCAUUUUCACCGGGCUACUCUUUACCCGACUUUGCCCAAUGUUCGUCCAGCACAACUUCCUCGAUUGGCUAAACUAGGCCCGGCGUUGGGGGAUGGACGUGUACGAUGACUAUUUUUCCUCGUAAACGGCACCGUACCAUUCCCGAAUGUCGUCAGUCGAUUGUCGUGUGUCGAUUGGCUUUGUGGCCAUUUCGCAGGAAUUUUGUGGCUGUUUGUGGGGAAGAGGGUUAAGGGGUUUCUUACAGCAUGGCUCAAAGUGUGUCCGAACCUUAUCAUAUCACACGGAAUGCUGAUGCAAAGGUUACAUGCAACAUGCAGUCCGGUGGGAACCGGUGCGUACCUGGCGUAGCUGAUCGAAACCCGUUAGCAGCACAAACUAUUGCUAAAAAUCUCUCAAAAGAUAUAAAAAAAACAAAAUGUUUUCUCUUUCCCUUUGGUUUUUGUAGUGUUAGUCUUUUUUCAUUUGAUUUGAUAUAUUUGAUAUCAGUACGUUUAUGUUUGCUUUCACCUACGGUAAGUGAUGGAGAUGACGGAUUAAAACAAAGUUCUGCAUUCAAAUUUCAAAUCCUCAGGAACAUUUUGUUUCCUUAUAUUGCCAUCUUCGAUGUUGUACGCGGAGUGUGUCUUUAUCUUAACGCUUGACUUGCUCGUCAAUGACGUUGUUAGAUGACUAGUUAUUAGCAUUUUGAUCACACUUCUAUAAAAUGAAGGAAUCUAUAAAAUCUUUAAAUUUCACUUCAUCUACUACAGAGCGCCACCAAGUGUGUCAUUCUUGUCUUUCACUCAUUUUAUUAUCAUUUUGCUUUCAUUCAUUUAGUCUAGUUAAGCUGCCAGAGUUCAUCUCAUGUUAAGAAUAGAUACCAAACGAAAAAUCCAGUCAAAAAUAAAGCUCGGCGACGCGCUUACACUCUCAUCUCA